GGAGGGGAGCGGCGCGGCUGUGCUUACCUGUGCCCGACCCCAGCUCACCUGGACCCGGCUCACCUGUGCCCGACCCCGGCUCACCUGGACCCGGCUCACCUGUCCUCCCUCCCUCCCUGUCGGGGCGAAGCUCCCGCGGCCGCUGCUCUCGGCGCAAUGAGCGGCGCCGCGCUCCUCUACCUGCUGGCCGCACUUACAUCCUUGAAUGCAAUGAUGGUCAACGUGAAGGUCCCGCACAUGGAAAUAGCUCGAGGAGAUGCUUUACAUUUACAAUGUACCUAUCAAACCACCGCACCAACGAAAAACCAUCUUAACAUUGAAUGGACUCUAGUCGAAGAAGUACCGAGUGAAGAGGAACCAACGAUCGAUGUAAUCCAGUACUUCUACGACGGAAUAUACAGCGUUGGAAAAAACUACAAGGGCAGAGUAAACUUUACAGGAGAUGCCAACGGGGAAGAUUGUUCAAUAGCGAUCCAGAAUGCGCAGAUAACUGACACUGGAACCUACGUGGUAGAAGUCACAACACCUUUUGACUUGGUUGGUACGCGGAAAGAAACAGUGGAUGUGACUGUAUUGGGUAAGGGCUUCGGAAAAUAUUUCUAUGCAGAUUUCAGCUUGCUUAGUAGUAAUGUGUCAUUACUAGCUUUCAUGUAA
Messenger RNA from Amblyraja radiata (thorny skate), 654 nucleotides. RefSeq names its product V-set and immunoglobulin domain-containing protein 1-like. NCBI's taxonomy places the organism in Eukaryota, Metazoa, Chordata, Chondrichthyes, Rajiformes, Rajidae. Bases 157 to 654 code for a protein of 165 amino acids. The record is from RefSeq and is a predicted model, not a curated record. Gene Ontology annotation, cellular component: plasma membrane. The transcript has 3 exons.